AUGCUCGACUCGUUCAACAUGGGCGUAGAGAAGCUCGUUAUCAGACCGGGCAAUGGUACAGACAUUCCCAAGAAACACGAUGAAGUCUCUAUGGAAUACACUGGAUGGUUAUUCGACGACGAUGCUCCAGACCACAAAGGUGGACAAUUCGAUACUUCUGUAGGUCGGGGUGACCUAAUCACUCCCAUCGGCGCAGGCCGAGUUAUCAAAGGAUGGGAUGAGGGAAUUCUGGGCUCCGCGGAAGCAUCACCUAUGACACUGGGAGAGAAGGCAACUCUAAUCAUAACACCUGAUUACGCAUACGGCCCUCGUGACGUCGAGCUUAAGGCCAUCAACGGAAAGAAAGCAUAG
This is a messenger RNA of Alternaria atra, 351 nucleotides long. RefSeq lists its product as uncharacterized. The transcript has 6 exons. Gene Ontology annotation, molecular function: peptidyl-prolyl cis-trans isomerase activity. Bases 1 to 351 code for a protein of 116 amino acids. NCBI's taxonomy places the organism in Eukaryota, Fungi, Ascomycota, Dothideomycetes, Pleosporales, Pleosporaceae. The record is from RefSeq and is a predicted model, not a curated record.